Cololabis saira (Pacific saury) is the source of this 1849-nucleotide messenger RNA. It is a transcript of the gene fam167b, whose product is annotated as family with sequence similarity 167 member B. The coding region runs from base 79 to 651 and encodes 190 amino acids. The record is from RefSeq and is a predicted model, not a curated record. The transcript has 2 exons. NCBI's taxonomy places the organism in Eukaryota, Metazoa, Chordata, Actinopteri, Beloniformes, Belonidae.
UGUUGCGCUCUCAGCUCCAAAGCCGCCGUCCCCGAACCUGCAGCUGCCGGACUCAUUCCUCCUCUCUCUGCCGCCCUGAUGGACGUAAAAGACUUGGGAGGGGAGUCCUCGGAGGGAGACCAGGAGGAUCUGGACAACGUCAAAGCCCUGACGGAGAAGCUGAAGCUGGAGACGCGCAGACCGUCCUAUCUGGAGUGGCAGGAGCGCGUCCAGAGCCGCCCGUGGAGGGACGGGGACGCGGGGGACACACGCAGUCCGGACUCCGCCGGACAGGUCGGGUCCAUGCCUGCGGUGUUGAGAGAUGACAACUCUCGAGAACUGGUCGUGCGCAAUAUCUGUGGCUUUGACACUAUUGAUGAUGCCUUGGACUUUCUGAGAAAAGAGCUGAGGGAGAUGCAAGUCCAGGACAACCGUCUGGCCCGCCAGCUGAUCCGUCUGCGCGGAGAGAUCCACCGGCUGAAGGUGGAGCAGGUGUGCGACCGGCACAAGGAGAUGCUGGACGAUGCAACGUACGAGCUGGAGGAGUGUGAUGAAGAGUCGGACCUGCUGUGCGACAUCCCCAUGAAGGCCGCCUUCGCUUUGUCCACCCCCUUGAAACACCUGGGCCUCACCAAGAUGAACAUAAACUCCCGACGCUUCUCACUGUGUUAGAGUGAGGAUGUUCCCAUCUCCACCUCUGUGUUUGCUUAGGCAAGGCUAUUAGCGUUAUUUCCUCUUCAUGGAGGUGUUGUGCCGUCAGAGUGAGGAAACUGCCAGAACUGCUGCCCGGCUGCCAUGAGUGAAAAAACAAGCAAUAAACCCUUUGAUAUGUGCCUUGGCUUGACAUGAAUGAGAGAGCCUCUGUGCACAGACCUGCAGAGAUACUCACCUUUCCCACUGCUAGAACUGACUCUGCCGCUUUGCUGGUUAUACCUCUGUGUAAUGUACACUUUUAUUAAGAAGCUCUAACUUUAUUAAGAAGCUCUAAUCCUUAAUAUCUAAUGCAGUUUCCCGAGAACUGCAAAGAGGUGAUUGUGAAGGAUUUUCAGUGGACUAAGCGAAUGCACACCUCAGGAUGCAAAGCAGAGAUUUAGGAAAUUUAAUUAAGGGACUUUCACACAGGUCAUGUUACAUGUUACUAGUCAUGACCUCAAUCUGGAGUCAUAUUAAUGGGAUAAAAACUUCUGAAGAGAGAGAAGAAAAGGCUUUUUAAAGCCAAUAAUUAAUGUGAUGUCAAAGGCCUAAAAAUAAAAUGAUAAAUUUCUGCUAAAUUCGUUACAUGCAGCAUCAAGGAGCCGUAGGCUUACAUGGUUUUAAGAUGUCACAUGUUCUAAUCAAAUCAUUGAGUUUGCAGUCAGUGUGUCAUGUUGUGUGAAGCGGGAUCAGAUAAAGACAGCGCGCAGCAAGCCUUUAAAGUAAACCAAAGUGUCUUAAAACAGCAAUAUAAUUGAGCUCUUGAAGCCGUCGUCGGCCUCUACGAGUAUCCUCUCAGGAAGGAGGGUUGGGGGGGGGGUCACACUCAGCAUUUUUACACCUCUUCUUCACAAACCCAAAAUAUCUCUACAGCCUCAGCGCCGCAGUGACAGGACCCAGGAGGUUGAAUUGUUUCCCGUUAGCUUGUCCAGACCCCGCAGAGCACUUAUUGUAUAAGAGUGGAAAGUUUAUUUUUGUUUCGUGACACUUGUAGACAAAUAUUCAGUCGUCGGUUUUAUAGUUUUGUAAGAAGCAGGACAGGGUUUGCUGUAGCUCUGUUAAAUGUAUAAAGCCUCUGCAAAUUUUGUGAUGCCUAUGCAAUGUAUUUGGCACAUGACCACAUGCUUUACAAUGUAAAUGCUCUCUUUCUUGUACAUAAAAAUGGAAUCACAAAGUA